UCCACGGUAGCGUCAUUCGAGAUUUUCGGGCACCCGACAAUGGUCCCGUCCUUCCUCGUGCCUAUUCUCUGUCAGUUGUAUAUCUUUCGAAGAGGGGAUUCUGUGUUGCAUCUGACUAUACUUCCAACCGGUAUGUGUUUCUAUUGCUGCCCGAUUGACUUAGGUCAGGACAUCCAGUUGCAACUGUAUACCAGGCGAAAUCCAACGUAUCCUUCCAUCCUGAAUCCUACCGAUGUCGCAACAUUGUGGAGGAGUAACUUCAACAUUAAACAUCCGACUGUCGUUUACAUUCACGGAUACAGCGAUAGCAGCUUAGGAAAGGGGCCCAUCGCUGUACGAAACGCAUAUCUUCGUCGUGGACCCUACAACGUGAUAUUGGUGAACUGGGCGAAACUGGGGGUGUUACCGUGGUACGUAACGGCAGUGAGAAACUCCAGAAUCGUCGGCCGUUACUUAGCGCACGUGAUGAGAUGGCUCGAAGCGCAGAAAGCCGUUCCCUUAUCCAAAAUUCAUGUGAUCGGCUUCAGUCUGGGCGCAGAAGCUGCCGGUUUCAUGGGGAAGGCCCUAAGGCCGCGGAAGAUAGGCAGAAUCACCGGACUGGACCCGGCUUAUCCGUUGUACAUGAACACCGGGGAGGAGGGUCACCUAUCAUGGACCGACGCCGCAUUCGUCGAUGUCAUUCAUACUGACGGUGGCCGUUUAGGAUUUCCUCAACCGCUUGGCCACGUCGAUUUUUAUCCAAACGGUGGCAGGAAACAACAGCCCGGCUGCGAUUUAAAGAGCAUCAUUCGCAUGAACUUCCGGAGGGUCAUAAAUCAAUACAUUACCUGCGGACACAAUCGAGCCUGGCGUUACUACGCGGAAUCGGUGGACAAUCCCUAUGGGUUUCCCGCGAGUCGAUGUCCAAGGUGGCGACCUGGGAUUAGGGCGAACUGCGUGUGGAAGCCCGAGGCUCACAUGGGUUUCCUGGCGAAUCCCAAGCAUCAGGGAAAAUUUUACUUGAGCACGAACGCGCAAAUACCGUACGGCAGAAAUUCGACGGGCCAUAGAUUUGGCAAGUGACGAUCGACGUGACGAUAAUCCUGGAUUUGGAUGAACCAAAUUACUAACUUAGGAAGCGAAAAGCGACUCUCCCUAACGCUUCCGCCGAGAUAAUUCGUCUUGGGAAAAGACGAGGAUAUUAAAAGAUUUUCUUGCGCGAUAACGUUUUAUAGAUAACGUGUUUUGCGAUAAAGAUGUUUGUAUUUCUACCGUUUUCAUUGCAAAGAAUGAAUGCAUGGCUCUCAAUGAAUUUUGCUGCCUUCUUCGAGGGAUCGCUAAAGAGGCGAUAAAAGUUUCUCCCUUCCCUCCCUCUCCCCAGAAA
Cataglyphis hispanica is the source of this 1363-nucleotide messenger RNA. Its product is annotated as pancreatic lipase-related protein 2. The coding region runs from base 40 to 1062 and encodes 340 amino acids. Gene Ontology annotation, molecular function: lipase activity. The record is from RefSeq and is a predicted model, not a curated record. Gene Ontology annotation, biological process: lipid metabolic process. Lineage: Eukaryota; Metazoa; Arthropoda; Insecta; Hymenoptera; Formicidae. The transcript has 6 exons.